GGGGGGGGGGGGGGGGGCCGCUCGCUGCUGCUGCUCGACUGCCGCCCCCACGAGCUCUUCGAGAGCUCGCACAUCGAGACGGCGAUCAACCUGGCCAUCCCCGGGCUCAUGCUGCGCCGCCUCAAGAAGGGCAACUUGCCCAUCCGCUCCAUCAUCCCCAACCACGAGGACAAGGAGCGCUUCGUGAAGCGCUGCAAGGCCGACACCGUGCUGCUCUACGACGAGGCCACCGCCGACUGGCAGGACAGCGGUGCCGCCACCUCCGUGCUGGGGCUGCUGCUCCAGAAGCUGCGCGACGACGGCUGCAAAGCCUAUUACCUGAAAGGUGGCUUUAACAAGUUUCAGACUGAAUAUUCCGAGCACUGCGAGACAAACCUUGACAGCUCCUCGCCCAGCAACUCUCCCCCAGCAUCAGUCCUUGGCCUGGGAGGGCUGCGGAUAAGUUCUGACUGCUCGGACGGAGAAUCCGACAGGGAGCCCAGCAGUGCCACGGAGUCGGACGGGAGCCCCAUCCCCAACAAUCAGCCUGCCUUCCCAGUCCAGAUCCUACCUUACCUGUACCUGGGCUGUGCCAAAGAUUCUACCAAUUUGGACGUCCUGGGCAAAUACGGCAUUAAGUACAUCCUGAAUGUGACUCCGAACCUGCCCAACAUGUUUGAGCAUGACGGAGAGUUCAAGUACAAGCAGAUCCCCAUCUCAGAUCACUGGAGCCAGAACCUCUCGCAGUUCUUUCCCGAGGCCAUUGCUUUCAUUGAUGAGGCCCGUUCCAAGAAGUGUGGGAUCCUUGUUCACUGCCUCGCUGGCAUCAGCCGGUCUGUGACAGUCACUGUCGCCUACUUGAUGCAAAAACUCAACUUGUCCCUGAACGAUGCCUAUGACUUUGUGAAAAGGAAAAAAUCCAACAUUUCCCCAAACUUUAACUUCAUGGGCCAACUCCUGGACUUUGAGAGGACUCUGGGACUCAACAGCCCCUGUGACAACCGCUCGCCCAGUGAACAGCUCUACUUCACCACCCCCACCAACCACAACCUGUUCCAGCUGAACACUCUGGAGUCCACAUGAAGAGGACGCUGCCUAGUCGGGAACUUGAGCAUCGAAUCGCUUCUCUUGAGUAUUUCAGCUCUUACGAAAAUAUCUGUCUUGCAGGCAGCUCUGAGAUGAGUAGCUUCUCUGGGCAGAGGUGCCUGAUCGCUGCUUUACGAAGGCUAAUGCCGCUCACUAAGUAUCCUGAUCCAAGUGGUUUGAAGAGGUAGAGUUUUUACAGGGGGUUAUUUAACACGGGCGAUGUUACAGCGUUUCGGACGCAGCUGUCACAGGCAAUAACCGCUGUCCUGGGUGCAUUGAGACUGUCAGAACAUGCACACGUGUGAAGAGCUACCAGGGGUUAGCUUGCUGUGGAAAAUGAGGAGAUUUAUGCACUUGCAAACCUUGAACAAAAGGUGUUGGGCCAAGACUGUUUUAAAACCCAAGUUCGCUUUUUUUGAUUUAAAAAAAAAAAGGAAUAAGAAAAGGUAGAUCUUACUCGAGCUUUGGGUUCAAACUCUUUUUAGCUAUGUAAGUUCUUGACUGUUUGUACAGACCAGGUUGCAAAACCAGUAUUUUAUUCUGUUUCUUGUUUGAUCAUUUAUUAUUUUUUUUAAUCAAAUGUUUAUAUUGACCAAAUGCAUUUUGCACACUUUGUGAAGCCUUGGUAUGUCCUGGCAUAUUACUGGGUACUCCAGAGAGACAUACAUGCUGCUGCUGUUGUUGUUAGCAUCUGGUAGGAAGCUUUGUUAUGUGUGAAGGCCAGUUGGGCUUAAACGCAACCCCUUUACCACUCCUGCACUCACAAUCACAAACUCUGCACUGAUUCAGCCAAGGUGACUAAGCCGCAAGCUUUUUCUUUUUUAAUGCCACCCCUGCCAAAAGCACUGUUUGCUAUUGCCAGAGGUAAAACUCUCGUAGCCUCCAGAGCUGGUAGAAGCAUGUCUGAGCCUGGCUUCAUUCUCUGCUGCCUGUUGACUGACCUAAGGUCACCCAGCUGGCCUGAAACCCUUGCAGCUUCCCCGGUGCAGAAGGUAGUGGCGGUGCUGGCGUUUCUUGUGCGCACGGGAUCCUUUCCCACGUGCGCGGGGUGGAGGGGAGCAGGGCCAGGAUUGUGUGGUGGGACAGGACUCAAAUCCUCGUGAGGGGAGUGAAGAGGUGUGGAAAUGAGGAGAGCAUUGUA
Messenger RNA from Ficedula albicollis (Collared flycatcher), 2206 nucleotides. It is a transcript of the gene DUSP7, whose product is annotated as dual specificity phosphatase 7. The annotation marks the transcript as partial. Lineage: Eukaryota; Metazoa; Chordata; Aves; Passeriformes; Muscicapidae. Gene Ontology annotation, biological process: negative regulation of MAPK cascade; protein dephosphorylation. Gene Ontology annotation, molecular function: MAP kinase tyrosine/serine/threonine phosphatase activity; protein tyrosine/threonine phosphatase activity. Gene Ontology annotation, cellular component: cytosol; cytoplasm. The transcript has 3 exons. The record is from RefSeq and is a predicted model, not a curated record.